AUGGACCUUAUUCCUCCGUCUUAUGAGUCCGCCACGGACAGAGAUGCUUGGUCAAUCAUUGCACGCUACAUCCCUUCUAGCGACCUAUGCGCUGCGUCUUUGGUCUGUCAUCGAUGGCAUGGCUUGUUUAUGCCAUUUCUGUGGGGCGACCCUGCAUCUCAUUUCGGCACAGAUAAUGAUGCAGUUUAUGUUGCUCUCACGCGAUUUCGCAGAACUCUCAAAUAUGCCCGGGAAGAAGUGCGAGCAUUAACGCAUACACUCCAUCUCCCACCCGCUCUCUCGGAGAUCUAUGGUGGUCCGCGCCCGGGCUGGCUCAGAGAUAUCCUCGAAUAUCUGCCAUGCCUACAGUGUCUGAUGGUUUCGAAAUUGCCCUUUUUCGAUCACAAUGCAAUGACAGCAUUGAAAGACUGCCAGAGAUCAGACCAAUACAACAUACGCCUCUUGUUGGCCGAACGGGAGCCAAAUACAACAUCCUCCAGUCUUGCACAGACACUCCUCUUGUUUCCAGCGCUGACCUAUCUGGAUCUUUCAUAUACGACCCCCGCGCGAGACCGAAAUGUGUUGGCCGCACUGGGUAGCAUGCCAUUCCUUCGAGUUUUGAAAUUACGCGGCAUCGGGCUCAAGGACAAUGACGCUGAGUUUCUAGCGAAUGUCAUCGGACGCCGUGUUCGUUGUUUGGAUGUGAGAGACAAUAUGCUUACUGAUAUGGCGGUUCGCUCAUUGCUGCAAGCCUCGUUUCUACCUCCGGGACGAAGGCAAUCGGAACAAAGCCAAUUGCAGCCCACGGGUUCGCCAACCCCACUUUCGCACUAUGCAAUCCAUGAGUCCAGCUCAUAUUUCUUCAAGCGACCAGAUCUGGAUGAACAAUUUGUGAAGUUACUCGCCCAACCGGUGUUAUAUCACCCAUGGGUUGAAGAUCUACCAAAUACCGGAAUUUCCCAUCUGUAUAUCACCGGCAAUGAGAUUUCAGUUGAAGCUGUGGCAAGUCUCUUAGUCUCUUCCCAAUUAAAUGCAUUGGAUUUUGGGACCAUCAAUACCCCAAACAAGGCAUUUCAGGCCCCUCAUCUUGGAGGAAAGAAGUACCCUGGGGCCGAGAAGCUAGUGCCAGUCUUGGGAGGGGUUGCAGGCAAUAACUUGACGUACCUUCGAGCCCACCACGCACUUCUAACGGGUGACCCGCCGACCAGAGAGGUCACAAACACCGCUGAGUUUCUCCCAGAGCUUUCUGGGCAGCAAAGUCCCCGUGAGGAGGAACGUUUUGAGUUGGAUGCUUCCCGAGAGGUCCAUGAGCUACCUGAGGAUACACGGCCCGUGUUUGAACUUGCAGACACAUCAAGGUCUGACUCAAUGGACUCAGUGUCAACAAGGAUAGCACAUCAGAAACCCCAGCUGGUGUCCCCAGACGAGCCCCUGCCGGGUGUCAGGCGUGGGUCAGCCUUUGCUCCGGAAGUUGUGCCAAAUAGCGCCGAUGGUGAUGAGAGUAUGACAGGUGUCUCUAGGACUGACACUUUUAUGUCUUUCUCGUCAGCAUCAGACUGCAACACAUUCGCUACAGGCUCAUCUCUUGAGACAACACUACAAUGCAACUCCCCAGUAUCGAUGGACGACCCUCGUGCAGAAAUCAUACAACAACUACUCGCAAAGCGACCACGAAACCAAUCCAUACCACUCCAAGGUGGCAAAGAAAGCUGGUUUCCUUAUCUGCAUCCGUCACAUAUCGCUAGUAUGGAGACCUUGGUAUUGUCAGAUGUGCCCUCGCAUGUGGCACCUAAUUCGUCGAUAAUAUCGGCCCUCAUAAGGUUCAUCACGGCUUGCUCCAAUGAAGCUUUGCUAGCAAGCCUACAAGCCGGAUCGGACUACACACUCCCACCAGGCCAGGCACGAAUGCAAGCGGAGCAGCAAAGGUCGCGGUCAAUAUUCGGAUUGCGGCGUGUGGUCCUUGAGAUAACACCUGUUGACACAUCCAAGCUGACGUCGUGGAAACCGGGAAAUCAGUACAACGCGACUGGUCAUUCAAGCACAGGUGAUCGAGAUUCGGAGAAUCUUUGGUCUGCAGCUACUGGUGACUUCAGUUUCUUUGGGGAAGAAGAGUGCGGAGUUCCUGAAAACGACCCUGGCAAGUACUUCCCGAUGGCCGUUCUGAAUGAGAAGGUCUCGCUCAUGCCAGACGAUGAUUCGACCCUAUCGCCAGAUUCUCUCCACCUUGGACGUCAUCGUUCACCAAGCACAGUAUCUUCUGCCACUAGUCCAACGCCAAAUCAGGCCCAGAUCCACACUUUGGAUCUUGUUGCGGAGCUUGCGGCAUUUCGUCGUAGAAAGAAGGCCGAAUAUGAGCAAGUGGUUCAACUCGAAAGGAAACGGCGCAGCACAACUAGCUCGGGUGUUUCUAGCCUUCUGACGACAUCGCGCCAUGUCUCCUUGGCCACUUUCAUCGAGGGCCAUUGGAAGGGAGAGGUCAAGGUAGUACGCAAUCCAAUGCCCAAGGGGCGGACUGGUACGGUCGACAUGUAUGGGAACUAUUUUGAGAAGGGCUAUUUGUACCCAUGA
Messenger RNA from Penicillium brevicompactum, 2547 nucleotides. RefSeq lists its product as uncharacterized. Lineage: Eukaryota; Fungi; Ascomycota; Eurotiomycetes; Eurotiales; Aspergillaceae. The record is from RefSeq and is a predicted model, not a curated record. The coding region runs from base 1 to 2547 and encodes 848 amino acids. Gene Ontology annotation, molecular function: protein binding. The transcript has 2 exons.